Messenger RNA from Medicago truncatula (barrel medic), 1051 nucleotides. Its product is annotated as NF-kappa-B-activating protein. The coding region runs from base 101 to 649 and encodes 182 amino acids. NCBI's taxonomy places the organism in Eukaryota, Viridiplantae, Streptophyta, Magnoliopsida, Fabales, Fabaceae. The transcript has 6 exons. The record is from RefSeq and is a predicted model, not a curated record.
UUAUUUAUCAAAAAAGAAAAAAGAAGAAGAUAUUGGUGGGUAGGGGUGACCGAUUUCCCCAAUCGAAGGCAAACCCUUGUUCCCAAAUCGCUUCUCUCAUAUGGCGGCCUCAUCGUCCUCUCUCUCUUCUGAUUCUUCCUCUCACCGUCGCAAGCGCCACCACCGCAGCCGCCGAGACCGCGACAACAAGGACUCCCUUAAGAUCCGAAAGAAAUCUAAGUCUCACUCUCACGCAAAACGACGUCGCAAGCAUCACCGCUACUCCUCCGAUUCCGAUUUUUAUUCUUCUUCCUCCCUCUCUGAUUCAUCCAGAAGUGAGAGUUCUUCUAAUAGUGAGCAUGAAACAUCUCAUCGGUCAAAGAAGCAUAAAAAGAGUGAUAAACCAAAGAAGAAUAAGGAAAAGGAGCGAAGUAAAAGUCAUCGCCAUAAGCGGCACAAGCACAGCCUAAAAGAGAAGCCGAAUGGUGAAAGGAGCAGCAGCCCUGUGCAGCUUUCCAAGUUUUUAGGGCGCAACAAAGAUGAUGGUGUCCGUCGCAGUGCCGUAUCGGGCAAGAAGAUUCUUCUCAAACUUGAUAAAACAAAGGAAGAUAAGGAGGCAGAGAGCAAGAGAAAUGAACUGCUGAACUUUUUAAAUGCUAGUUUUGAUUAGCACUGAGAAGGUAUGGAUUUGUUAAGAGGGUACAUCAAAGUCAAAAACGAACCAAUUUUACUUGGGUGCAUAAUUAUUUUGUUAUUAUCAGAAUCAAGCAAUCUACAAUUUAGACGGGUGGGGUGCGGUAAAAUUGUGCUUACAAUUGAAAGACUGCAACCAAGUUUGUUCAACAUGUGUGGUUUACAGUCAAUGGUUUCCUCUAUUGUGGAUUUUGUUAUGAGCUUUUGUAAGAUGACAACCUUUUGACCUUGCCAGAUUCAUUGAGUUUAGUCGGUCAUUGUUUUAUGUGCCGUUUUUUUCAAUAGUUUUCCCCUCUAUUGUUAUUCUGGGCUCAUGUGACUGAAUUGUCAAAUUUGCAUUUGAAUUACAUAUUCUGAUACAUAUGGGUUUUAGUUUUGA